AUGGUUAGAUUAUUUAGAAGUGGAUCAAAGAGUAAUGAAGAUCAAUUAGAUAUUAGUAGUCCAUCAGAUUAUACACAUAAAUUACAUGUAGAUCAACAAUGGAAUUGGAAGACUAAUACAACAUCAUUUGCAAUGGAGGAUAUUGUUGGUGAAGGUUCAUUUGGUGUAGUGUACAAAGCUGUUCACAAAGACAGUGGUUUCACUCUUGCUAUCAAAGUAAUUCGUAGUGAUGAUAUAUUAGAAGAACCAAUCGACCCUCCACCACCUACUCCUACUCCUACCCCUGCUCCUGCUGCUGGUUCUCCUACUUCAAUUAAAGAAAAAGAAAAGACACCACUUGAAAAAGAGAUUGAUAUCCUUAAAAAGUGCAAGAAUCCUCAUAUUGUCAGUUACUUUGGAUCAUGUAAACGAAAGUAUGAAUUGUGGAUCUUGAUGGAUUAUUGUGGACUUGGCUCAAUUGCUGAUAUCAUGAGAAGUUUAGGACGAACACUCAAAGAAAAGGAAAUUGCUCUUAUCCUUCACCAAGCACUUGACGGCUUGCUCUAUCUCCACUCUAACCAAAUCAUUCAUCGUGAUGUCAAAGCUGCCAAUAUACUGUUGGAUGAAUCUGGUCAAGUCAAAAUAGCCGAUUUUGGUGUAAGCUCUCAAAUCAUCUCAACUUUUUGUAAAGGUUCUAUUGCUGGUACUCCUUAUUGGAUGGCACCAGAAAUAUUAAAAGAAGACAAGUAUAGUAAUAAAGUGGAUAUUUGGUCGUUGGGAAUUACAGCGAUUGAAAUGGCAGAGGGAGAACCUCCAUACAGUGACAUUAAUCCAAUCAAGGCAAUGUACAUGAUGCCUAGAAGACCACCUCCAACACUCAAGGAACCCAAACGAUGGAGUAAAGAGUUUAUCAACUUUAUCGAGUGUUGUCUAGUCAAAGAGAUUGACAAGAGAGCUACACCCCAACAACUCAUGAAUCAUCCAUUCAUUGCUGGUGCCAAACAAGAUGCUCUAAAAGAUUUAGUUUCUAGUGCUAUUAAAGAAAAGAAAAGAAAAUCCAAAAAUUUAAAGGCACAGGAUUAUGUAGAUUUAAAUAGUAGUAAUGAUCUUGUAAACAUUCGUAUGCCAGGUAAAAAGUUUAAUGAUACAACAACAAAGGGUGAUGAGACCACUGCAGGAGGAGGAGGAUACAGUUCAGUCAUUUAUGAUGACGAUGCUCUAAACAACAACAAAAAUAAUGGAAAAGGAGGAUCAACCAUGAAUGAAAGUGGUAGUGAUACUGUCAUUAUUCACAAGGAUUGGGAUAAAACUAAAAGAAAUAGUGCAACUGUCAACAAUAACAACAAGAAUAGUAUUCGUCAAAUUGAUAAUGCUGACUUUAGUACUGUCAUUUUAAACAAAACAAUCAAACCCAAUGGAACCAUCUCCAAUACCAUCCUACAAUAUAAAAAUACCAUUCACAUCAAAACCAAUCAAAUGGUUGAUAAAGUACCAGUUGUAAAAGAUUUAAAUCAAAAUCAAAAAAAUAUUGUAUUAUUAGGAUUGAUCUUUGCCAUUUUAUUAGUCAUUGUAACAUUAUUAAGAAAAAUUGUAUUUACACCAACACCAACAACAACACCAAUAAUCAAUGAACUCGAACAAAAACAGGUAAGUAGUACAACAUGUUGA
Cavenderia fasciculata is the source of this 1647-nucleotide messenger RNA. RefSeq names its product STE20 family protein kinase (gene pakH-2). NCBI's taxonomy places the organism in Eukaryota, Evosea, Eumycetozoa, Acytosteliales, Cavenderiaceae. The transcript has 5 exons. The record is from RefSeq and is a predicted model, not a curated record. Gene Ontology annotation, molecular function: ATP binding; protein serine/threonine kinase activity. Gene Ontology annotation, cellular component: cytoplasm. Gene Ontology annotation, biological process: protein phosphorylation; regulation of MAPK cascade; intracellular signal transduction. The coding region runs from base 1 to 1647 and encodes 548 amino acids.